Molecule: messenger RNA, 2092 nt
Organism: Salarias fasciatus (jewelled blenny)
Lineage: Eukaryota; Metazoa; Chordata; Actinopteri; Blenniiformes; Blenniidae
Gene: rabggtb
Product: Rab geranylgeranyltransferase subunit beta
Exons: 9
Coding region: 58-1053 (331 amino acids)
Biological process (GO): protein geranylgeranylation
Cellular component (GO): Rab-protein geranylgeranyltransferase complex
Molecular function (GO): Rab geranylgeranyltransferase activity
Source: RefSeq, a predicted model, not a curated record
AAGAGAUUCCGUAGAAGAAGAAGAAGCAGGAAACCUGAUCAUGCGGAAUAUGUCAGAAUGGGGACCCAAAUAAAAGAUGUCAUCAUUAAAGCGGACGCUCCCAGCUCGCUGCUGCUCGACAAACACGCAGACUACAUCGCUGCCUACGGCUCCAAGAAGGACGACUAUGAGUACACGCUGUCGGAGUACCUGCGGAUGAGCGGUAUCUACUGGGGGCUGACGGUCAUGGACCUGAUGAGCCAGCUGCCCCGGAUGAACCAGGCAGAGAUCGUAGACUUCAUCAAAGCCUGCCAGCACGAAUGUGGCGGCAUCAGUGCCAGCAUCGGACACGACCCCCACCUGCUCUACACGCUCAGCGCUGUCCAGAUCUUGAGCUUGUACGACAGCGUGGAUGCCAUCGAUGUGGACAAAGUGGUGGAAUAUGUCAAAGGGCUGCAGCAAGAGGACGGCUCCUUUGCAGGGGACAAAUGGGGAGAAAUAGACACCCGGUUUUCUUUCUGUGCUGUGGCCACCCUGGCUUUACUGGGUAAGAUGGACACAGUGAACGUGGACAAAGCCGUGGAGUUUGUCUUGUCCUGUAUGAACUUUGACGGAGGUUUCGGCUGCAGACCUGGCUCUGAGUCUCAUGCUGGUCAGAUUUACUGCUGCACCGGCUUCCUGUCGCUCACCGGCCAGCUGCAUCAGGUCAACGCCGACCUGCUGGGCUGGUGGCUCUGCGAGAGGCAGCUGCCGUCCGGAGGCCUCAACGGACGGCCCGAGAAGCUUCCAGACGUGUGCUACUCCUGGUGGGUCCUGGCGUCGCUGAAAAUCAUCGGCAGGAUCCACUGGAUCGACAAAGCCAAGCUGCGGACGUUCAUCCUGGCCUGUCAGGACGAGGAGACGGGAGGCUUCGCAGACAGACCGGGCGACAUGGUGGAUCCUUUCCACACCCUGUUCGGAGUGGCCGGCCUGUCGCUCCUGGGAGACGAGCAGAUCAAGGCGGUGAACCCGGUGCUGUGCAUGCCGGAGGACGUCCUGCAGCGGAUCGGCCUGCAGCCCGACCUCCUCAGCUAGCCUGCCCCUUCACCACACACACACACACACACACACACACACACUACUGCAGCGCCGCGGGAGCACAGGACGGACCACUGCACAUCCCAGUUAGCAGAGUUCUCUUUUUUUUUUUUCCAACGGGAGUCUGGCGGGUCAGACCUGACGUCUUCAGCACCAUCACGGCUCUCUGGGCUCACUGCAGCAAAACAAGCGCUUUGGGGAAGUCCUUGUCUUUGCUGAACUCACAGAAAUCCUGAAAUGUCAGCUUGCUCACUAUCCCAGAGGGUUAUCUUAGUUCGUUUUGGUUCGUUGAUGGUUUUAUCACCGUGCUGCAGGAGUUGGUGGACAUUCUGGAUUUUCUCAACACACUUCACCUUGAAAACGUUGGACGUUUGUUUGUGUGGAAUGAAUGAAAUGUGAAGGAAGGCUGCCUCUGCACCUCGCCUGGCCCGGCUGAGCUCUGAGCCACGCUGUGGCUCUGGGAGCAGGUGCUUGUUUACUCCUGAUAUUCCACUUUGUGAGGAGCAGAGCGAGAUCCAAAAAUGUUAUUUAGUUCAGAUGCAUUUAAGUAAAUUUAAAAACAUUGAAUAUAGGUAUUAUAAAGUAAAUGCUGUCCUUUGUAUCAGUGUGUUCUCUCACCCUGAGUGUUUCAGAGGAAGCAGAAAUGUUCUCUUAGUGUCUGGAAACUCUGAAGAGAUGGAACGUUGUUGUCGGUGUAUUUAUUCCCUCCUCCCAGCCACGGUUUGUUUGCUUCUCGGCCGGGAUUGUCCACGUCUCUCCAUUCCGCUCUGAGGAGACGUCUCAUUGACCUGCGUCUCGUCGUCCGGCUGAACGGAGUCUUCUCUCUCUCGCUGUCGUCGGUUUUGUUCCAGUCGGUAAAAGGAUCGAUGCAGUCGUUCUCAGGAUCUCCACAGUUUGAAGGACUGGUCUGGUAAACGUAUUGACCCCCGAGUGAGUCUGUGACAGAAAAGCCUUUAUUGUGAUCUUAAGGCUGAAGCGAUGGUUCUCUGUGAACGAUGUAAAUGAUAUUAUUAAAAACCUAAAACCAGUCACUUCA